GCGGGCGCCAGGGCGGGGCCCGGGCCCGCGGCGCGGCAGCAGCACUGCACGCAGGUGCGCAGCCGGCGGCUCAUGAAGGAGCUGCAGGACAUCGCGCGCCUGAGCGACCGCUUCAUCUCCGUGGAGCUGGUGGACGAGAGCCUCUUCGACUGGAACGUGAAGCUGCACCAGGUGGACAAGGACUCGGUGCUGUGGCAGGACAUGAAGGAGACCAACACCGAGUUCAUCCUGCUCAACCUCACCUUCCCCGACAACUUCCCCUUCUCGCCGCCCUUCAUGCGGGUGCUCAGCCCGCGCCUGGAGAACGGCUACGUGCUGGACGGCGGCGCCAUCUGCAUGGAGCUGCUCACGCCGCGCGGCUGGUCCAGCGCCUACACUGUGGAGGCCGUCAUGCGCCAGUUCGCCGCCAGCCUGGUCAAGGGCCAGGGGCGGAUCUGCAGAAAAGCUGGCAAAUCAAAAAAGUCCUUCAGUCGCAAGGAAGCGGAAGCUACCUUUAAGAGUCUGGUGAAGACUCACGAAAAAUACGGCUGGGUCACCCCGCCCGUCUCGGAUGGCUGAAGUCGGCCUCGCCUGGUUCUCUACACACUUCCACCCCAACAUCGCCCCACCGCUGCGCAUCCUCCGUCCUUUUCUACUCCAGCCGGAACUGCAUCGUGAACACGAAGGAGACAUUUCAGUUAUUUACGAACAGACCAGUUUACAGAGAGAGGGAGCCGACGCUGCCCGGGACCCCGUUUCCAUGAUCGGUGAAUGAGUGCAUCUCUGAGUCACUUUAGAACAGAUGUGGCCAUGUUGACGUCACCCAGCCCGCCCACCCUGUCACUUUGCCCUUAGCUUCUUUCUGUGCCAGCAGCUCCAUGGAGCCCGAAGGAAGCCCAUUGCCCUUGCUGGCUCUGUUUCCGUGUAAAUGGCUCUGUUUCCGUUCAUUCUCCCCAGGAGCCCCGGGCAGUGCCAGCCCCUGGUUGCUGUGCCCGGCUCAGCAUAGCUUGAAGACACAUCCCCAUUCUGGCCUGAGGUCUGCUGUGACGACAUUUAGACUCAUUCGUGCUAUGGACUUUGGCUCAUGAAAACAACUUCACCUUAGCAGGUCCUAGGGAUGGAAGACUACAGCUGCCCACUGGCUUCCGACACGUCCUCCUUGCUGGCUUCGGUGUGUGCUGUUCACAGGUAAACCAGUGCCAUUCGGUGGGAGAUGGGAGAGGGGGUCCGGGGGCGGAUGCCCAGUGCACCCGGGCUCUCGGACACCAGGCAACGCCCCUCCCACAGCGCAUUUGUCUUCCUGUCUUCUCUCAACCACCAAAAGCUAAAGACAGUCUCGAGUUUGCUUCGGUCGUCUGACUCACUUUCCUCUGUGCUCGUGACGGGGAGCUCAGAACUGCCAAAGGACACCGAGUGAUAUGAUCAUAUGGCGAUGUGCAUGGCCGGGUCUGUUUCUUCACCCAGUAGUCACUUGUGUGCCCCGGGGCUGAGAUGCAAGCACCGGGCUGUGGUGUAAACCUCCUGUUAUUUAAUCUCCCCGCGGUUUCAUUUCUUCUCUUCUGUUAGAUUACUUAGAACUUUCUAAGAAACUCCAUGAAAUGAGGAAGUCCUGUUUAUAAUAAGCGGAAAGAGGUACAGUGUUCAUUCCAAGCAGAAAAACUUCUUGGACACAUUUUAAAUAAAAUCAUGCAUACCUGA
This is a messenger RNA of Heterocephalus glaber (naked mole-rat), 1677 nucleotides long. RefSeq names its product ubiquitin conjugating enzyme E2 QL1 (gene Ube2ql1). NCBI's taxonomy places the organism in Eukaryota, Metazoa, Chordata, Mammalia, Rodentia, Bathyergidae. The record is from RefSeq and is a predicted model, not a curated record.